AUGCGAAUACCCUCCCUUAAGCUUCUAAUAGGCUGGGUAUUGUUAUACACGGUGCUCAUCGUCUACGGUUACGCGCGCUUCUAUCGCGACCCAGGGAGCAUUUUCUACGACCCCGACAGGGCUUUCGUGCGGCAAUACACCGACUUCCGGCUGAGGCAGGUAGCAGCGUUCAUCAGCGCGUAUGACAAAGACGCGCUGCGACCUGUGACGAAGGCUGGUGCAAGCCCGAAGAUAUGUGUCCAUGUUACUACCGUUAAGCGAGAUGGCCAGCAGUACAUUGAUGAGACCAUUGCAAGUGUGCUCGAGGGGCUCACGAGCGAGGAACGCGAAGACAUCUAUGUUUCUGUCUUUUUCGCCAACACAGACCCAACCAUACACCCCUCGUACCACAACCCAUGGCUACGGCACGUAGUUGAUGAGGUGUAUUCCGUGCCCCCAGACAACGGCGACCUUAUUCACCGUUUGGAAGGCUACGAAGACAAGGGUGAUUACUCGGCCAAAGGUGUGGUCGAUUAUGCAUAUGGUCUGCAACACUGCUACGACAAGGGUAUGCCCUUCCUGCUCAUGCUCGAGGGCGACGUGAUUGCAGCCGACGGGUGGCUAGUCAAGACUUUGGAAGGCCUGGAUCGCGUGCAGAAGAUCUUGAGAAAAUCCCCGAGCGAUUGGAUCUACCUCCGACUCUUCAACCAAGAGCGCUCCACUGGAUGGGCCUCCCACAAGGUCGGUGCCAACAACGAACUCUGGAUCAGCUUGGCCAUCGCAGCCGCCCUCCUCUGUUUCGCCGCAGUGUUACGUCGAUAUGCGCGUUCAUCCACAAUCCUGACAGACAACGCGUCACUGGCUCUCAUCUGCGCUCUCAUUAUCCCAUCCCUCGUCGUCGGCUUCUUUCAAGCCGGGAAGGCGAACGUCCUCCCGCCCAGGCCAGGCGUCUUUGAGCAAAAUUUCGGAUGCUGCUCCCAGGCAUUACUCUACCCCCGGCGACAGGUUCCACGCUUGACGCAAUACCUUCAAAAUACCGGAAAGGGGCAAGUAGACCUGAUGGUGAACAGACAUGCCGCAAGCGACCAUCUAUCCCGCUUUUCCUUGUAUCCCGUGCAGUUCCAACAUGUCGGCAUCCAAUCUUCAAGGAAGACGCUUGUAGAUGAAGCUCGUUCUAUAUGGAGUAUGGCUUUCGAAGAUAAGAACCCAGUCGCGCUGGAACGGGAUCAUCAACGGCUUGUUGAGGCUAUCUACCACAGCAAGCGUUGA
Messenger RNA from Pseudomassariella vexata, 1248 nucleotides. RefSeq lists its product as uncharacterized. Gene Ontology annotation, biological process: GPI anchor biosynthetic process. Gene Ontology annotation, molecular function: glycosyltransferase activity. The record is from RefSeq and is a predicted model, not a curated record. Lineage: Eukaryota; Fungi; Ascomycota; Sordariomycetes; Amphisphaeriales; Pseudomassariaceae. Gene Ontology annotation, cellular component: Golgi membrane. The transcript has 2 exons. The coding region runs from base 1 to 1248 and encodes 415 amino acids.